AUGGGGUACGGGGAUCCGACGAGUUCCCGGGCGAGAACUUUUUUUGUAUUCAACUGGAAGCUCGUCAAGGAGUAUCUGGAGAAUGCCUUGCGCCUGCCCCCGGACGACGCGAGCCGCGUCGGGAGUAGAGUGCAGCACUGGAUGACGGCGUCCGAGGGGAUCAACUUUCUCGCUGCGUAUCAGGGGAAGCAGAACGCGCAGGAGAUGCCGCCCAUCGGAGGGACGCACUUCUUCACCAUAAUGCCGCCAUCGAACAGGGUGCGCGACGCUGUUCAGCCUGACACGCUCGACAUCAAUAAAUAG
Molecule: messenger RNA, 303 nt
Organism: Beauveria bassiana ARSEF 2860
Lineage: Eukaryota; Fungi; Ascomycota; Sordariomycetes; Hypocreales; Cordycipitaceae
Exons: 1
Coding region: 1-303 (100 amino acids)
Source: RefSeq, a predicted model, not a curated record